Molecule: messenger RNA, 3020 nt
Organism: Sinocyclocheilus anshuiensis
Lineage: Eukaryota; Metazoa; Chordata; Actinopteri; Cypriniformes; Cyprinidae
Product: 2-hydroxyacylsphingosine 1-beta-galactosyltransferase-like
Exons: 6
Coding region: 353-1978 (541 amino acids)
Biological process (GO): galactosylceramide biosynthetic process
Cellular component (GO): endoplasmic reticulum
Molecular function (GO): N-acylsphingosine galactosyltransferase activity
Source: RefSeq, a predicted model, not a curated record
AAUGCAAAUAUACCUGUAUCGAAAGAGCAAACGACGCACCUGACGCUUCUCGUGGGAUUUGAGGGAAGGCCGAAGUCUUUCUAUUGUUCUAGCGUUUACACUGCUCGACCACUCCCUGCAGUGGCUGUGUGAACUGAGGUUUCGCAUAUCCCGCCCUCCCUGGAGUUCUGAUACACAACGCCCCAUCUCAUUGCCAUUGGGAAAACCACCUCGCCUGUUGUGGCAAACGGGGCAGUUUUAACCGUCCAACACCAUUUGUGGAUUUAUGUAAAAGUGUCAGAAGCUCAGGAGAGCGAGGGGACGUGAAUUUCAGACUUUCGGACACCGAUCUACCGGGUUCACCUGUACAGUCAUGAAGGCUUUUUUCCUGCUUGCCACAUUGCUGUGGUGUUUAACAGCGAGUUUCUCCUGGGCAGCUAAGAUUGUGGUGGUUCCUCCAAUUAUGUUUGAGAGCCACCUUUAUAUUUUUAAGACCCUGGCCUCUGCUCUCCAUGCUGAGGGCCACGACACAGUCUUCCUGGUCUCCGAAGGUCGCGAGGUCCCACCUUCCAACCAUUAUCGUCUCCAGCGCUACCCUGGAAUCUUCAACAGCACCUCAGCCGACGACUUCCUCCAAUCAAAAGUUCACAACAUUUUCUCAGGGCGUCUCACAGCACUGGAGCUUUUCGACAUCCUUGACCAUUAUUCUCAAAACUGUGAUGCUGUUGUUGGGAGUGCUUCUGUCAUGGAGCAGCUAAAACGUGAACAGUUUGACCUCCUGCUCGUUGAUCCUAAUGAAAUGUGUGGAUUUGUCAUAGCUCACAUCCUGGGUGUCCAGUACGCAGUAUUCAGCACAGGACUGUGGUACCCUGCGGAAGUUGGGGCACCAGCACCCCUGUCUUACGUCCCAGAAUUUAACUCUCUAUUAACAGACCGUAUGUCAUUGUUCCAACGGGUAGCUAACACAGCAGUGUACCUGGUUUCCAGAUUUGGUGUCCAGUUCCUGGUUCUGCCCAAGUAUGAUCGCAUCAUGAGGAAAUACAACAUCCAGCCAUCUGUGUCCAUGCAUGAUCUAGUUCAGAAUAGUCGACUCUGGAUGCUGUGUACUGACUUGGCGCUCGAGUUCCCACGACCCACUCUGCCACAUGUUGUCUAUGUAGGUGGCAUCCUCACCAAACCCCCCAGCUCCUUGCCACAGGAGUUUGAAGCCUGGGUGAAGGAUACAGAUGAACAUGGUUUCGUAGUGGUAUCGUUUGGUGCAGGAGUCAAGUAUCUGUCAGAUGACAUUGCUCGGAAACUUGCAGGAGCCUUGAGCCGUCUUCCCCAGAGAGUCAUCUGGAGGUUCUCUGGAGUUCCUCCUUCCAAUCUUGGCAACAAUACUAAACUAGUGGAGUGGAUGCCACAGAACGACCUGUUGGGCCACACAAACACACGGGCCUUCUUGAGCCACGGGGGCUUGAACAGCAUCUAUGAGGCCAUGUAUCACGGUGUGCCCGUGGUGGGUGUUCCGCUGUUUGGAGAUCACUAUGACACCAUGAUGCGAGUUCAGGCCAAAGGCAUGGGCAUAAUGCUUGAGUGGAAAAGGAUGAGUGAAGAAGACCUUUACACUGCCAUGGUUAAUAUCAUUACAGACAAAAGGUAUCGUGAGCGAGCACAGUUGCUGUCUCAGAUUCAUAAAGAUCAGCCUGGUCAUCCAGUGAGCCGGGCGGUUUACUGGAUUAGCUAUAUACUCCGUCAUCGUGGCGCCGACCAUCUCCGCUCUACAGUCUAUGAGAUCCCCACCUACCAGUACUUCUUAUUGGACGUCGUUGUGGUGAUAGGAGUGUGCCUGCUUCUCCUUGGCUACUUGCUAUACCGAAUAGGCAAGUGCAUCCAAUCACGAGUGGUGCGCGGUUCAUCUCCGGCAGAGAAGGUGAACGGAUAUUGUCAUAAUGGAAUUCCAAAUGGCAAGCACAAAAGAAAUGGCCAUGUUAGAAGUACGGAGAAGAAACUAAAGUAAAGCACUAGGAGAAAUCAACACUAACGCUUCACUAAAGAGAGGAAUUAACUACUCUUCACUCAAAGCAGGGCCUAUCCAGGAAAUAAAUAUAUGGGUCAAUAAAGAAACAAACCAACCAUUAUAACAACAAACUGUAAGUGUGAAGCCAAAGUAAGGAAGAAUGGAAGGAAACCAGAAAACAUAAAUGGAAAGUUCCUGAGGAUGUCACCCCAGCCCCUGUUGAAUGGCAUUAAUGUUCAGUUGUGGUCCUGAAUGUUGAGUUUAUCCUUGUGGAAAAAGCAACAGUUUUGAAGUUUAGAAAUUAACGUUUUUAACAAGAAGCUAUCAUCAGGUUUUACUACAUCCAAAUACAACAGAGAUCUAUGUCUAUUUAUAGAAAUGUCAUACUUUUUUGUGCACUGUUGUGCGCUGAUUUUAAUUUAUGUUCUAUAUUUAUGUUUCACGCACUCCGUCCCUACUCUGUUUUCAUUUCUUCAGGAAUAUUAAUUCUUGGAUGUUAGCAGUGCUAGCAAGCUAGCAUAUUUGCUAGUGUUUAUGUUGCCAGCCUUGCCUUAAUCUUUAAUAUGCUUUUUGUUCUGCUAACAUACAACUUCAUUCCUUGUAGACACAAAUCUGCACUAGUUAAUGUUGCUAGUUAUGCUAGCUAUGCAAAAUGCUAGAGAUUUUGAUAGGGAUAGUUAAACUUGAAAACUUGCUUCUAUUUACAAUAAUUUUGGAAACUACAGUAGGAGCCAGUAUACUGGUAUACCCAUACUAUUGUGUUGCUUCAUGGAUGUUUAUGUUCUGAAGUUUAAAUUCUUCCUCACUGCAGUCAUCUUUACUGAAUGGUUUAUUUUAUUAAGCAAAUCAUGCUUAAGAGGAACAUUUUAGGGGGGUGGGGGGUAUAUAGCAGUUACGCGUGAGUGACUGUGUGUGUCUCGAAAUGUCCCAAACAAACUACAUUUUUAUUCGAAUAUGUAUCAGACGAGUGUUGUUAUGAAUGCAAAAGAUCGUUUGCUGACAUGUUCCCACAAAUCAAUGAGUGACCUGGAGGAAUUUGGUA